GGACUUCUCUGAGUUUAUGCAAGCUUCCCCGGACAGAGGAAGCAGCAAAAUACUGAAGGAGCCUGUUUGCCUGGGGGGAUGUGAACAUAUCUUCUGUAGCGCUUGUGUAGUUGACUGCAUCGGUGCUGAAUGUCCCGUGUGCCACACGCCAACCUGGAUACAAGAUGUGCAGAUAAAUAGGCAAUUAGCGAAUACGAUCCAACUUUUCAGCAAGCUCCAGACUCUGCUGAACAACACUGAGCCUGCGGAAGAAAACACAUCUGGCCCCGGAAGCCCAGAGCAGGAAAAAGACACCAAGAAGAAAUCAAUAAAAAUGUGGUUUAGUCCUCGGAGCAAGAAAGUUAGAUAUGUUCUGAAUGAAAUUUUAGUGCCCAAGCAGCCUCAGCCAUCCCUUAGUGUCGGGAGAGUUAACAAAGACACGGCAGACUCAUAUGAAUUUAUCUGUUCACCUCCUCCGAAAACUUCUCCCAAGAAGGUGACAAAGAGAGCUCCCAGAUCCAAAAAGAAGCAAGAAAAGAAAAGCUUAGCAGAAAUCAAUGAAGCAUGGACCUUGGAGAUGAACAACCCCAAAGAAAACAAUGCGAGUAUGCAAGAGACUCAGGAAGAACUUAAGGAGAAGAUGGUAUCAUUUUGCAGUCAGCCGUCUGUCAUUGGCAGCCCAGAAUUAAGUCGUAAUGUAGAAACAUCAGGAGCUGGAACAGAGGCUGACGCUAUUGAAAGUGGAAGUGAGGUUGCUUUACCCUUGCUGGAUGUUGAAACGGAUCCCUCAGAGCAGUAUAGCAGAAAGGAGACCAUGUCUCCGGUUGAGAAGCCUGAUAAUAGUUGCACGUCCGAGGACCCCCUGCCUCAAAGAAAUGAAAUUACUCCAGGCAAACGAGAGAGGAAGCUGCACAGUUCUGUCACCACUCCCGUACCUAAACGACUUAAAAGAAACAAGCAAAACCCUGAUGGAGAUUCUUUCAGCCAAGAUGUGUGUGCAGAGGAUCUACCACCACGUGUACCUAAAACUGAAGCGCAUUCCUCUUCUCCUCCUCCUCCUCAACUUGCCACUGGUGACUUGUCACCCAAGUCCAGAAGCGAUAGUGUAUUAAGUGAAUUCAGCAGCUCUCCGCUUUCAAGAACUCCAUGUUCUCCUUCUCCGUCAUCAUUUACUUCUUGUCAUCCCAGCAUAGGAUCCAGCCCUUAUGGGAUAAAGAUGUCUCCCAAUAGCAUCAUAAACAGCAAGAGAAAUCAUAAAGGAGAAACUUUGCUGCAUAUUGCUUCAAUAAAGGGUGACAUCUCUUCCGUUGAAAAUCUAUUAGAAAAUGGAACUGACCCAAAUGUUAAAGACCACGCUGGGUGGACACCCUUGCAUGAGGCCUGUAAUCAUGGACACAAAAAGGUGGUGGAAUUGUUGCUGCAGCAUAACGCUUUGGUGAACACUACUGGAUACCAGAAUGACUCACCGCUUCAUGAUGCUGUCAAGAAUGGACAUGUGAGCAUUGUCAAACUCUUACUGACCCAUGGAGCCUCCCGGGAUGUUGUUAAUAUAUUCGGUCGGCGGCCUGUGGAUUAUGCAGAAACUGAAAAUAUGAAAUCCGUGUUACAGCUACCAAAGCAGAAUGAGUCAUCCUCAACUAGCAAGUCUUCUACCGUGAGCCCUAGCCAGCGUAGAAACUACCGUCUUGUUUUGAUGGGCAGCGGCCUCACUCCCAGUCAACAGGGAUUGCUAAACGACCUCGUGGUGAUUCUUAAGGCUAAAAGAUGCGUUGAGUUUAACAGUACAGUAACUCAUGUUAUCGUUCCUGGUGAUACAGUCCAACGAACCAUUAAAUGUAUGCUUGGUAUUCUCAGUGGAUGCUGGAUCCUGAAAUUUGAGUGGGUGAAAGCAUGCUUAGAAAGCAGAAUUUGUGAACAAGAAGAAUCAUUUGAAAUUACCGAUGGCCCACAGAGAAGUAGACUCAAUCGAGAACAACUGUUGCCAAAACUAUUUGACGGCUGCUACUUUUAUCUUCUGGGGACUUUUCACCACCCUCCGAAGGAAAAGCUCAUAGAGCUGGUCAGAGCAGCCGGAGGCCAGAUUCUCAACCGUCAGCCCAAGCCAGACAGCGACGUGACUCAGACCAUCAAUACUGUCGCCUACCAUGCGGAACCCAAUUCUGACCAGCAGUUCUGCACACAGUACAUCAUUUAUGAUGUAUCCUCUAAGUAUCACCCAGAUAAAAUUCGUCAGGGCAAGGUCUGGACGGCCACCUCCAGCUGGUUUCUAGAUUGCUUGCUGUCCUUCCAACUGCUUCCCGUUCCCGGAUGAAUUUCGCUGGAGGAACGGGGCCUCCGCAUCAGUCUUGGACACAGCCGUCAUGACAGAGCUGUAAGACAGAGCUGCUCGUCUUCAUUUGCGUUCUUACAGAUGGGUGGGAUUGUCUAUUUUUCCUCUCACGAGCUUUAUAGCUUUAAUCUCAAUGUCACAGCAAUUGCUGGCACUCAAUCCAGGUUUCCCAUUUGGAAAUAGGAACUAUAGGGGAGGGAUAUUUCUAACAAAAAAAUGCUAAUAGUUUGGCCCAUUUGUAAGAUUCUUCCUUAGUGAUGAAUGAAUAAAAGUGCUGUUACAUCAUUAAAAGCGUCUGCACCAUUGUUUAGGUAAAGGAGUGUUAUCAUUAUUAUUUUCAGCACUUAGCGUUUGCUGUAGUGAAAAUCUACACCAACACAGGCAAAGACCUUUCCUGCCAUUUAGAAAUCAGAGACUUCAGAAAAUGUAUUCUGUGUGUUAAUGAAAAUUGGAGGAGACUAAUUAGCGUGGAUUAAUCACCAGUGUUCAAUAUUUGCGUUUUUUUUUAAUUAUUUCCUCUUCCUUGAAGAGUACACCUUAGGCUCUUGCGUUUACUUUGAUUUUGAUUAAUUUGAAUGUGUUUCCUAAUACUUUCUGUUCUGUCUGUAUUAAAAUCAUGACUUUAAAUAGUGGUUUUUUUGGAGGCGUUGAAGCAAUGAAUUUUAUACUCGUGACAUUCUGAACAGUGUGUAAAUCAAUCUGAUAUUGAUCGAACGCUUACUGUAUGCAGAGCAUUAUACUAAGUGCUUAGGAAAGUACAGUACAGCAGAGUUGAUAAGACAUUACCCCUUCCCCACAAGGGUAAUUCAUAUUCAUUCAUGUCAAAUAACGUAUUACACUGUGAAAUUAAUUUUGGAAUAUCUCUAAAAGUUCUGCAUAUUGUAGCUGAAGUUUAACAAAUGAAUAUGUAUGUAGUUUGAGUUUGGUACGAGUCCAAAAGCAAGUAAAAUGCAUAGAGCCUGCUUUCUAUGUAAAAUAGAUGCUCUAUAUAAAGACAAGAAGAGGUGUAAUGCAGUGAAAAGAGCUUGGGCCUGGAGGUCAGGACACCUGGGUUCUAAUCCCAGCUUGG
Messenger RNA from Tachyglossus aculeatus (Australian echidna), 3377 nucleotides. It is a transcript of the gene BARD1, whose product is annotated as BRCA1 associated RING domain 1. NCBI's taxonomy places the organism in Eukaryota, Metazoa, Chordata, Mammalia, Monotremata, Tachyglossidae. Gene Ontology annotation, molecular function: protein binding. Bases 17 to 2290 code for a protein of 757 amino acids. The record is from RefSeq and is a predicted model, not a curated record. The transcript is spliced from 11 exons.